Messenger RNA from Aplosporella prunicola CBS 121167, 1317 nucleotides. RefSeq lists its product as uncharacterized. The record is from RefSeq and is a predicted model, not a curated record. Gene Ontology annotation, molecular function: acetyl-CoA C-acetyltransferase activity. NCBI's taxonomy places the organism in Eukaryota, Fungi, Ascomycota, Dothideomycetes, Botryosphaeriales, Aplosporellaceae. Gene Ontology annotation, biological process: fatty acid beta-oxidation. The transcript has 2 exons. The coding region runs from base 1 to 1317 and encodes 438 amino acids.
AUGUCGUCCUCAACCAUCCGUCUCGCUCAUCACACCCCGCUCCGCCUCCUCGCCCACUCACGACCCCACCUAUCUGCGACCCGGCGCCUGUUUAGCAGCAGCCAACCGUCGAAACGAGAGGUUCGGGAUGCUUUCAUCCUGAGUGCGUCAAGGACGCCAGUUGGUGCAUUCAAUGGCGCGUUCACCACUGUGCCCGCCCCGCGCCUGGGAGCAGUGGCUAUCCAAAGCGCCCUCCAGAAAGCAGACGUUCCACACGACGAGAUAAAAUCAGUCUAUAUGGGACAGGUGCUCCAGGGCGGUGCCGGCCAAGCACCGGCCCGACAAGCCAGCAUCUUCGCCAACUUGCCCCCCACUUGCGAAUCUACCACGAUAAACAAGGUCUGUGCCUCGGGCCUGAAGGCUGUCACUAUCGGCGCCCAAGACAUUCAGCUUGGCGAUGCCGAGACCAUCGUCGCCGGCGGUAUGGAGAACAUGAGCCGGGUGCCGUAUUAUCUACCCCGCGCUAGCCAACAGCCCCCAUUCGGCGAGCAGAAGCUGUUGGAUGGUCUGGUUUCGGAUGGACUAUGGGAUGUUUACAACCAGAUUCACAUGGGCAACUGUGCAGAGAACACGGCCAAAAAAUACGAGAUCUCGCGAGAGGAGCAGGAUGAGUUUGCGAUUUUGUCGUAUAAACGUGCUCAAGAGGCUUGGGCAGCUGGCCAGUUCAAGGAUGAAAUUGCGCCAGUCACGGUCAAGGGCAAGAAGGGGGACGUUAUCGUCGAAGAAGAUGAGGGAUACAACCGCCUGAAGCUUGACAAGGUUAAAACGCUGAAGCCGGCUUUCGUACGUGAUGGCACUGGUACUAUUACCGCAGCAAACAGCUCCUCUUUCAACGAUGGUGCGAGCGCGCUGGUGCUUGGAAGCCGGGCCAUUGCACAGACUCAUGGCAAGGACUCUCGCGUUCUCGCCCGCAUUGUCUCCUUUGCUGAUGCCGCUGUCGACCCGAUCGAUUUCCCAGUUGCUCCUGCCAAGGUCGUUCCUAUAGUUCUUGAGCGUGCCGGUCUCUCCAAGUCUGAUAUUGCGGUAUGGGAAUUUAACGAGGCAUUCGCUGCCGUGAUCAAGGCAAAUGCAAAAAUCUUGGGACUUGGUACUGAGAUAGUAAACCCGAGAGGCGGUGCCAUUGCUCUGGGUCAUGCAUUGGGCAGUUCGGGAAGCAGAAUCCUGGUGACUUUGCUGCACCAGUUGGGAGUGGGUCAAUAUGGCUGUGCAGCGAUAUGCAAUGGAGGAGGCGCAACGACGGGCAUUGUGGUACAAAGGGUGGCACAUGCAGACUUGUAA